GAACGUGCGACUGUCGCUUUAAAAGAAACAUGGCGACAGGUGUCCCGUCUCACGCGCUCUCUGCUUAUCACGAUCAAUAAGAAAGUAAAACUAGCUCGUUCGGGGAAUUAAAGACGAGCAAAGUCGACGUCGGUAUCCGCCGCUAGUGUACUUUUGCGUGGCAUCAACAGGUGUCGGGUCUAGCCAGCCCGGUAGAUGGUGGCUCACUUCCUGUUGGACGACUCAACGGCUGGCCACUGCGCAUGCGCCAAUUAACUCGAAGCUUACAAGCCUGCCUCGGGCAACCUCCCCCCUUCACACACACACACGUUAGCUUCGGUGUGUUUUUUAACAGGAAGUAUAAUAACUCACCUGACAGCAUGUGACUUUUAAAAGUAUUUCACACGAAGUCACCAUGAUGAGAGAAGUUGCUGAGUCACCUUCGGCUCAUUUCGAGAGUCUCUGCCACUCACGAGGUCUCAGACAUUCACGGAUUUGUGGCAAAACGACGGUGGCUUUGAAGGGAUGGAGGCCGAUGUGGAGGUGCAGGCACAGGGCUCCCUGGACCUGAGCCACCUGACGGAGGAGGAGCAGUCCAGCAUCCUGCAGGUCUUGCUGCGAGACAUGGACCUGCGGCGCCGCGACGAGGGACGCAUAAGGAUGCUGCAGCAGACCAGGACCGACCCCACGCUCCUGCGCACCCUAUCGGGGGCGUGGUUCAGCGAGGCGUCCAGCAGGCGCCACCGCAGCCGCAUGUCCGGCUCGGACCUCGUCCACGCCACCAUACGCCGCAAGACGUCAAAAUGCAGCGAUGUGCCGAUUACCAACCUGUUCAACGGGAGACGGGAGGAGCAGGAGGAGGAGGAGCAGCCGUCAAAAAGCCCCUCCCUCGAAGGGAAGAGUCGACUGAAGGAGUCGACGGAGGAGAGCGCAGAGAGUCAAGCCAGUUUUGAAUCUGCGGCCAUCAGGAAAAGUCCGACAACCAAGGACGCGUACCAGCGGUACAAGAGGGAGUCUGUGUCGCUGUGCAGCAUCCUCAGCGACUCGGAGCCGUCGUCUUUGAAAAGCAACAACUUUCACUCCAGCGCCGCGCUGGGCAGCGGCAUGAGUCUCUUCAGCUCGGGGGUCUUCGGGGCGGUGGAGGUCAAAGGCCGUAUGCAGUUCUCGCUGGCGUUCGACGGCCACAAGGAGGAGCUGCGUGUCAAGGUGCACCGCUGCGAGGACAUCUCCUGCGUGGGCAACAACCGCUCUGACCCAUACGUCAAGUCCUACCUGCUGCCCGACAUAUCCAGUCGCGGCAAGAGGAAGACGGCGGUGAAGAGGAAGACGCAGAAUCCCGUCUUCGAGCAAAUUCUCAAAUACAAGUUGCGAGCCAACGAGAUGAAGAGCCGCACCUUGAACCUGUCGGUGUGGCACGCCGAGCCCCUGGGGAGGAACGUGUUCCUGGGCCAGGUGGAGGUGGCGCUGGGCCUCUGGGACUGGACCUGCACGCAGCCCCUCUGGCAGGACCUGCAGCCGCGGGUGGGCGGGAGUCAAUUUUACGUGCCGCCGGAGAGCAUCAGCAGCCGCGGGAGCCUCCUCUUCUCCAUCAAGUUCAUCCCAGAAGGCUUCGAGGGUGGCCUGCCGCUCACGGGAGAGCUCCACAUCUGGCUGCAGGAGGCCCAAGGCCUGCUGUCUAAAAAAGGAGGCGCUAUUGACUCGUUUGUGAGAAGUUACAUCCUGCCAGACGCCGGCUGUCAGAGCGGCCAGAAGACGCAGGUGGUGAAACGCGCCGUCAGCCCCACGUACAACCACACCAUGGUCUACGACGGCUUCCAGACCAGCGACCUGGAGGAGGCCUGUGCCGAGCUGACCGUGUGGCAGCGCGAGGGCUUCAAAUUGCACAUGAUAGGCGGGGUCCGCCUCAGCUGCGGAACAGGUCAGAGCUACGGCGACGCUGUCGGCUGGAUGGACUCCACGGAGGAGGAGGUGUCCGUGUGGUCCUCCAUGAUCAAAAACCCAAACCACUGGGUCGAAACCACACUGCCCAUCAGAACCAACCUCACGCAACGCUCCUCCAAUUGACCGGGACUGAAAAACUUGUUACAUUAGCUCACUUUUUUUCUAACAAUUCCCCUCCAAAUAGACUUUGUCGACGAAUGGAUCACCUUUCUGUUAGAGAACCUGCUAGUUUUUAUCUCGCGCGACGGCUGUGACCUUGUUUUCCUUCUUAUGUAAUUAAAUAACAAACCUGUUUUCUA
Doryrhamphus excisus (bluestripe pipefish) is the source of this 2219-nucleotide messenger RNA. It is a transcript of the gene sytl1, whose product is annotated as synaptotagmin-like 1. Lineage: Eukaryota; Metazoa; Chordata; Actinopteri; Syngnathiformes; Syngnathidae. The record is from RefSeq and is a predicted model, not a curated record. Gene Ontology annotation, cellular component: plasma membrane; exocytic vesicle. Gene Ontology annotation, biological process: intracellular protein transport; exocytosis. Gene Ontology annotation, molecular function: neurexin family protein binding; small GTPase binding.